Messenger RNA from Oldenlandia corymbosa var. corymbosa, 1062 nucleotides. The record is from the annotation of a GenBank genome assembly. Lineage: Eukaryota; Viridiplantae; Streptophyta; Magnoliopsida; Gentianales; Rubiaceae.
AUGGGAAUUGACGAAAGAUUAGAAGAGCUCAAAGCCUUUGAUGCGACACAAGCCGGAGUUAAAGGGUUAGUGGAUGCCGGAAUUUCCAAAGUUCCCAGAAUUUUCAUCCGGCCGAAGUAUGAGGUCGCCGGAGACUACCCAGAAAGCAAAACCCAGAUGGAAAUUCCGGUGGUGGACAUGGCCGGAAGGCGGGAGGAAGUAAUUGAGAAGGUGAAGAAAGCUGCAGGGUCCAUGGGUUUCUUCCAGGUGGUAAACCAUGGAAUUCCGCUUGAGGUGUUGGAUGAAAUGUUGAGAAAGGCACGUGGGUUUCACGAGCUGCCGCUUGAGGAGAAGCAAAAGUACUACACAAGAGGAGCUUCUGGUAAGAAGGUAACCUACACAAGUAAUUAUGAUUUGUACAAAUCAAGGUCUGCAAAUUGGAGAGAUACCAUGUUUUGUGUUAUGAGUCCUGAACCCCUUGAUCCUGCUGAAUUGCCUGAAAUAUGCAGGGAUAUAACAAUGGAGUACACUGAGCGACUUCGAAGGGUUGGGAUUGCUCUUUUCGAGUUGUUGUCCGAGGCACUCGGGCUCAAACCUGAUCACCUGAUUGAUAUGGAUUGUGCAAAAGGGCAGGCAGUGUUGUCUCACUACUAUCCAGCUUGUCCAGAACCUGAACUGACUUUGGGCACCAGCAAACACUCUGAUCCUGAUUUUCUUACUCUCUUGCUCCAAGAUCAGAUUGGAGGACUUCAAGUACUUCAUCAGAACCAAUGGGUGAAUGUCCCCCCUGUUCAAGGAGCUUUAGUAGUUAAUAUUGGGGAUCUCUUGCAGCUGCUAUCGAAUGAUCAGUUCAUAAGCGUGGAGCAUCGUGUCCGGGCAAACUUAGUCGGACCAAGAGUAUCCAUAGCUUGCUUUUUCACUCCACAUCUGUAUCCAUCUACGCGAAUGUAUGGACCCAUCAAGGAGCUGCUCUCUGAAGAUAAUCCACCUUUGUACAGAGAGACGACAGUGAAGGACUUUGUUGUGCAUUAUGAUUCAAAGGGACUAGAUGGAGUUUCAUCGCUCCUGCAUUUCAGAUUAUAA